Messenger RNA from Saccostrea cuccullata (small rock oyster), 2568 nucleotides. Its product is annotated as zinc finger protein 37-like. The transcript is spliced from 3 exons. Gene Ontology annotation, molecular function: RNA polymerase II cis-regulatory region sequence-specific DNA binding; DNA-binding transcription factor activity. The coding region runs from base 123 to 2060 and encodes 645 amino acids. The record is from RefSeq and is a predicted model, not a curated record. Gene Ontology annotation, biological process: regulation of transcription by RNA polymerase II. Lineage: Eukaryota; Metazoa; Mollusca; Bivalvia; Ostreida; Ostreidae.
UAAAAACCUUGUACGAGGAAAUAAAAAUUCCGGUUAAGUCAACAACAACAACGUUCAUAUCCAGACAUCUUGUCAAUGGUAUAUUGGUGGUGUUUUCUUGAUUUUUCAUCUUUUGAAUAAGAAUGCCUCUGAAAAGGAAAGUGGUAGCAAGAAAACGCCAAUCUGUUCAGAUCAGAGGAACCAAAGAAACUUCCCUUAGCCCAAACACGAGUCAAGAAAUAGAAACAUGUCCAGUAUGUAAUAAAGAGAAGCUGGAAGUUCAUCCAAUCGAAAGCAAUAAACUACUGGAAAUCAGAGGAUGUGAUUUUUGUGGACUGCGAUAUCUGCAUAUGAAGCACUCUAAGGCAGGAUCUAAUAUACAUUGUAUUUACUGUUACAAGACUUUCAAUGAUACUAAAAUCUUUCAAACCCAUCUUCAGGAUCAUAGCAAAUUUUUUAGGACUUCAUCACUUCACACAACAAGUUCCUCAUCCCCGAGCUUGACUACACAUCCUCAGGAGGUCAACCCAAAAAAGAGGAAAAGAAUCACACCACAGCCCAGAGAAGAUUCCGAAGGAUUCCAGGUCAAAGGUCAGGAUAUUCCAGAGACUUCAAUAGAGGAUGUAGCUGGAGCGAUCCUGACUCUCGGUUCAUCUCUAAGAAUAUCAAACAAAGACAUACAAAGCGUGGAAAACUGGACCCUAAGGUCAUCGAAAACUGCCAGCAUGAACAAGACUUCCAAGUUAUCAAGAAGUGCUAGUGAAAAUCAGAAAUUUAGAUUAUCUAGAGCUGACACUGUAUUGAUAGGUGAUUCUAAUGCUAACAGUAAUAAGAACCUUGGGAUAUCUAGAUCUGCAAGUGAAAACAAGGCAUAUAGUUUAUCCAGAGCUGACACCAUAGUGAUAGAGCCACAGAUUCAGAUUAGUGACCAAAGCCAGUAUAGUCAAACAGGGUGCAGUGUGAACAAGGAGAGUACCACUAGAAUGACCAGAGCUGCUGCUCUAGCAUCAGGCAACACUGUAGACCUUUUAUCUUUUCUGCUCCCUGAUACUCGACCUACCAGACAAGAUUCUAAUGCCAGCGAUUCCACCACCAUCUUGUCUGAUGAAGAAACUUCAGCUGGACAGACCAGUCUGAAAAAAGAUGAUACCUUCAUAUUGGAGGUGUCAGAUAAUGAAGGGAAUGUUUCUAGUCAGUUCUUGAUGACAUUACCUUCCUUCGAGAAAAUGUCGGAUCUAGAUUUAAAUAAACUGUACCAAGAUGUUCUAAACACCAAAACGUCUUCUGUUGGGAGGUUAGCCAGUGAUGACACAAUUGAUCGUAUCUUGCCUGGAUUUAGCAAAUCCAUCAUCAGCCUCCUUCAGGAAGAUGAAAUGGUUGUUGUUAGUGACCAAAACCAAGGAAAGUCAUUUCAGAUCCGUAGAAUUCCCAGUGGUUCUAGUCCAGCUAAUGACUCGUGCAUCACUCAGGAACUACCAGUGAACAGUGAACAAGACACUGAAGAUAACUCAGCAAAACCUAUAAAGAAGAUACCAGAACAAGUUAAACAAUUAGAUUCUGGAAAAUUAACUAGACAGAGGAAGAAUCGUCAAAAAAAUAAAUCACAGAGGAAAGAGGGGCCAGGCGUUAGAAAGCGAGGUAGACAUGUAGAAAGAGAAACCCACACUUGCUCUGAAUGUGGCAAGGUGUUUAGCCGGCGAUAUAAUUUGAAAGUUCACAAAUACAUCCAUACAGAGCAAAAGAACUUGGAGUGUCAGUUCUGUCAUCAACAGUUUAAACAUGACAGUCUCUUGCGUAAUCAUAUACGCAUCAAGCACACAGGUAACAAGCCUUUUACGUGCGAGACUUGUGGCCAGGGCUUUAUUCACAAUAACUAUCUACAGCGACACAUGCUGCUUCAUGCUGGGGACGUCUGUAAAUGCUGUGAUGAAAAAUUUGAGUCGCGUCGCCAAUUCAAUGUUCAUGUGAAAAACAUUCAUGUGGAACCUGAUUCUACCAAACGCUGCCAGAAGUGCAAACUGGACUUUGUUUCUUUGUUAGAGCUCACUAGACACUUACUAGGAAUGAAAGAUACUGCAUGAUGUUGUACCUGGUACUUCAAAUCUGAAAGUAUAGUUGGAACAAUACAUUUACACGUAUGAUUUCAGAUCUAUAGGGGUAAAUGGGUACUUUUUCAGUGCACAGACUGAAAAGGUGAAUUUUUUAUUCACAUGUACAAUACCUCUGUGUUCUUGACUUCGCAAUUCAGAUUACCACAUGUUAUCCAUGUUUACUUUAAUUAAAAUACAAUGUUAGAGAAAUGUUGGAAGCAUUUUUUAAAUGAAUUACAGGUUGUGAAAGAUACCUGUAGUUAUUAUAUUCUGCGUUUUGCAAGAAUCCCAGGCACAAAUUCAGUGAUGAUAUUUCUGAGAAUAGCCUUGAUUAUUAUGAUGUACCGGUAUACAUGCAUCCUUUACCAAAUUUCAAAAGAAAAAAAAAUUGAAUCAAUUUUUAUCAUUUUUGCUAGGUACGAUUUUAUCACUUACAUCUAUUUUAAAACUUAUAUAAUUUAUGUACACAUCAAUUUUAUUUAUAGGUCUACUGGUCAUU